Cetraspora pellucida is the source of this 2043-nucleotide messenger RNA. Lineage: Eukaryota; Fungi; Glomeromycota; Glomeromycetes; Diversisporales; Gigasporaceae. The record is from the annotation of a GenBank genome assembly.
AUGAUAGAUCACCUUCUAGGAAGACCUUCUCCUUCAUGGAAACGAUUUCAGGUGUUUCUUGUUUCACUUACCUGGUUUUUUAUCUUAUUCAAAAUCGAUCGUCGAGGUCCAAAAUUUCUUCAUAUAUGGAAUGAAAAAUUAUCAAGAUUCUCUCCAUUUCAACUUGUGGCCGGAACUUUGGCUGUAUUAUACAUCUUGAAAAAUGCCGAUCGUAUGAUAGGACUCGGAGCUCCUGAGCCACUUGCACGAUUAUAUAGUCGAAAUUAUUAUCGAGCCACGUGGGUCCUUACUGCGUUAGACGCCGGUUUUUGGACUGCGAUGUCAAUUCGUCCAAAACAAAUUCGAGAUAUCAUGAGCAUUCUUUUUUCUAUUUAUUAUCUAAUAUUUGCUGAUCAAGCGGAUGAGAAGACUAGACGAAUACGUGCUACAAUUACUGUCGAACAUCUUCGUACAUCAUGGGAAAAAACUUCAAACCCUUAUUUACGAGCGUUAAUAAGGUGUACACAUCCACAUUUAAUUAUUCAUCAAAAAAAAAUUAUGAUUCCUCGACCAGAAAAUAGUCAAUAUUGUUCAAAAAUGGUUACUGGUUAUAUAUAUUAUGAUGGUCCUUUAGAAUCAUUCAAAUAUUGUGACACCUUAAUACUCAACUUCCCUGGUGGUGGCUUCAUUUCCAUGCCUCCUCCAUGUCAUGAAGACUAUUUAGCUCAGUGGGCUAAGACGACCAAAGUACCUAUUUUAAGUAUUGACUACGGGAAAGCUCCUGAAUAUCCUUAUCCUUAUGCCCUAGAAGAAUGUUUUGAUGUUUAUCGAAGCAUAAUCAAAAGUAAUGGAGAUGUAAUUGGAAUGGCUGGUUGGAAAGAUAAGGAUGGUAAUCCGAGGAAACAAAUAAAAAUAGCUUUGAUUGGUGACUCUGCUGGUGGGAAUCUUGUUGCGUCAGUCAUGUAUAAAAUUCUUGAAUCCCAAAUGCCUAUUCCCCAUCCCAGUGGUUUGAUUCUCAUCUAUCCGUGCCUUAAUUUUGAUAUUACUUGCUGGAUGCCACCAUCUCAGCUUUCGGUUAUUAGAGCUGAAUCUACAACUUCUAUUCCAGGAGUACUUGAAUCUAAAGAUCAUCUGAGUCAUAAGAGUCCUUUGUCUGUAGUUCCAGAUGUUAAGAGAAAAAGAUGGAGAAAGAGUUUUUCAAGGUCGACGGACGAUGAAAGAACCAUAGAAGAACGUGUCCAAGUGAUUGAAGGUCAUAAUGUCACUGAACAUAAUGAAAAACGUUCACGUCCGGUUAUUGGAACUCGUUUAACAAUGACCAGUCAUGAAUUGUUAGCGCAAUUUCCAAAAACGUAUCUAAUGUGCGGUGAAAAAGAUCCGCUCGUUGAUGAUACUGUUGUAUUUGCAGGACGUAUACGUGAGGCUAAGAGAAGAAAAAAGCCGUCAGGUAAUAGUCGGAAAUUUGGUGAAGGGUUACGAAUAAGCAACCUGAACGAAGAGAUUGUUAUAUCGGAAGAUUCUGAAGACUGGGUUGAAGUGAAAAUUAUUCAAGGUGCUAGUCAUGCAUUUUUACAGAUGCCAUCACUGUUGCCAGAGAAUAAAGGUGCCAUCAGAUCCUGUGCUUUAUGGUUACAUGAAUGUUGCCAAGAUAAAUUAUUGGACGAUAUAAAUACAAACUGUAUAGAAUUAAUUCAUGAAGAUGAAGGCUUGACAUUCACCUCACAUCGUUCAAAAAAUAGUGGCAUUGCUAAUUUUAAAGAGAACGAAAACAGAAAAUUAACUCUCCAAGAACCUGAUCAAAUCCAAGAUUCCACCACAAUAAAUAGUAAUUUACAUGCAUCACAAUCACUUCCAAAUACAUUACUACAGUCACAUGAUAAUAUACAAAAAUCAGCAUCCACUACUGUUUUAGCACCUGGACAUGAACUCUGGGAACAAGAGAAUAUACUGAAUGAAAAUGAAAUUUUAAAAAGACGACGAGAUACUUUGGUUAGAAAUUUAGCAGAAGGCUGUAAUACUACCACCACCCUCGACCAAUCUAUAUCGGAAAAAAUAACUAAAUAA